Messenger RNA from Somion occarium, 2875 nucleotides. The record is from the annotation of a GenBank genome assembly. Lineage: Eukaryota; Fungi; Basidiomycota; Agaricomycetes; Polyporales; Cerrenaceae.
CGUAAAGCUUGUCUCUUCCUAAUACUGUACUAGCUAUGCCGUCGACUUUUCAGCAAGGAUGCAAGAGUUUUGCUUCCCAACUAUGUAAAAAAUCUGACGCCUUGUCUUCUAUGUGCAAAUGAUCUGGUUCAGAUUGUCUAAUGUUCCUUGGUCCCUCAGAUCUGAGUCGGACCCUGUUCGUGACGGUGGAGCUAGGGGGUUGAGAGAUUGUACUAGGCUCGCUUCCAGCAUCUAGUGUGUGCUCGGAAGACAAUCGUUCCUUCAUACAGUAUAUAAAGGAUUGUAUUGUCAGCGUCUUACGCCGUGCUCUCCGAGUUAUAAGGAUUGGUUCAUCACCCCAUAUCACGCAUGACGAACUCAUGUUGCUGCACUGUUGAGCCAACAAACGGGUCGCCUAUCCUCCUACCACAAAAAGACCGUCUCUACGCUCGUCAAACAGCCUAUGAUAAUGUGUACCUGGGGUGGCUGACCUACCGAUUCAGGCAUCGUUAUUCCCGAUUUCCCAAGUUAUUCCUUCCAAGAGAUGUCGCUGAUCGACCUGUCAACUCUGAUCAUUGGCUUGAUGGGAAGCUUUCUGCGCUCCCAUGCCACCUCAUGCUUAUCAAUGUUCACUCCAUAAAGUCGAGCAUAUUGACCACGUCAAAGACAGCCCCUCUUCCACCUACCUGCCAUCGUUGAGAUCAUGACUCAAGGUCGAACUGCGCCAUACGGUAGCUGGAAGUCGCCAGUGGGCGCCGAAGUAGUAGCCGCUCAGAGUUUCGCUGCAGGCGUAGAAGACAUUUUCCUUGAUCCUGUCACAUCCAAGGUAUAUUUCGCACAGAAACGUCCCGAAGAAGAUGGUCGAUCAGCAAUCGUCGAUGCAUCAGAUCGGAAGGACGUUUUCGGGAGGGAAUGGGAUGCACGUACCAAAGUGCAUGAAUAUGGAGGCGCAGCAGCUACAGUUUUUGGCGAUAUCGUGUACUUCUCGCAUUUCCCCGACGAUCGUGUCUACAAGACCACCAAAGGCUCGACGCCAGUGCCAGUUACUCCGUUCGACCCCGUGCAACGAUUUGCUGACUUCACGGUCCACCCUGAUCACCCCAAUCUGAUUGUGGCUACAGUUGAAGAUCAUACAGACUCACAUCCUGCUCGUGUUGCUACUUAUCUAGCAUUCAUUGACGCCAAUACGUCGACUGUCACCAAGCUAUUGACGGAUGCGGAUUUCUAUGUGUGUGCUAGGUUCAGCCCUGAUGGAAAGUUUUUGUCUUGGCAACAGUGGAAUUUCCCCGAUUUGCCAUGGCAAAGUUCUGAGAUCUUUGUUGCUCCGGUAUCUGUCACUGAGAGCGGUAGUAGGCUCGAGAUCGGAGCAGCCGUUCAUGUUGCUGGGAAGCAUGAACAAAUCGUCGCUCAAGACCCAAGCUGGACUGGUAAUAACAGCCUGCAUCUCAUUUGUGACAUUAGUGGAUAUCUUAAUCCAUGGAAGUUUACUUUCGACCCUUCCGAUCUCGCUUCUACUGGAAAAGCUGCACCUAUCACGGCUGAACCCAUCGAAGAAGAAUUCGGAUUCCCUCAGUGGUGGUUGAGCCGACAUGGGUCAGGCGCUUUAAGCAACCACAAGAUCGCCUUCUUGUCAUUCAAAAAUGCAUUGUCGAAACUCUACAUCGCUGAUCUGAAUGACGGAACAUUGACCGAGGUCCCUACACCUUAUGCUCAUAUCCAAUAUAUGCACGGGGACGGAAAAGGUCAUGUCGUGGCCUUGGGCUCACCUGCGGGCGCACUUGAAGAGCUGAUGGAGCUUACCCUCGACCCAUCAGGAAAGCCUCUGAUCAAGUCGCUUUCACCUCCUGCUCAGGAACACCCUCGGCUUCCUUCCUCUCAUAUCUCUCUCCCUCAGUAUUACGCACUCAAACUCGCGCCUGACAAUCGUGUUUGCCAUGUCACUUAUUACGGCCCGAAGAACCCCGAUUAUGAUGGUGGACUACCAGGAGAGAAACCACCCAUAGUGGUUCUCAUCCAUGGAGGUCCAUUCUAUAUGGAGCCAGCAGCUUUAGAUUGGACGAAGCAGUUCUGGACUUCUCGUGGUUGGGCUCAUAUCGACGUUAACUAUGGAGGAUCCAGUGGUUUUGGCCGCGCAUACAGUGAAAGUCUGCAUGGGCAAUGGGGAGUCCUCGAUAUCAACGAUGCUCAUCAAUCUGUCAUUGAGCUCGACAAGCUCGGUCUCGUUGACAAAAACCGUGCAGUCAUUCAUGGGGGAUCCGCAGGUGGUUACGCCGUACUGCAGAUUGCUACUUCACUUCCUACAGCCUUCGCUGCUGGUUCUCCUCAAUAUGGUAUAUCAGAUAUGAAGAAGCUCGACGAGAUCCUCCACAAAUUCGAGUAUUAUCUCUGUGACCGACUCAUGGGUGGCACAUACGAGGAAAUUCCAGAAAUUUGGAAGGAACGGUCGCCGAUCUACCAUGUUCAUAAGAUCAAGAUGCCUAUGCUUUUUUUGCAAGGAAAAGCGGAUACCAUUAUCCCAGCACCUCAAAUGAUAGAGAUAGUCGACACCAUACAAACAAGAGAGCUUGCUGGCUAGCCUUCCGGGAAAUUGUAAGAAGAUGAUUCUGUAUCGCCUCGUAUGUGCUCUUGUGAGAUAUUUGACCCAUCCUGAGCGGCACCUUAGAUGGGCUAGGCAUGUAACAUUUAGCAUCAUAUAUCAGUUUAUCCAGGGCGGUCUGCUAGCCGCAUAAGUUUAGUGAAAGCCCCCGACGGCGUCUUACAUGUGAUGAUGAACGCUUAUUCGUUUUUCAGAAUUACGUCGGAUGGGUCAAAGACCCGUCUGCGUAAAUAUUGUCUAUGAUCGCGCAUCGAUGUAUUUAUCCUUCAGGAUAUAAUCGAGUCACUUCUCCCCUCUUCC